GCCACGUGGGAGGCCGUAUGUGACAUUCUCUCCAAGAAGCAUGGGUCCGAUGGCGUCUGGGCUGUCUUCCAAGCUCUUUGGCACCGGGAGAAGCACGACAUGAUUAUCUUUCGCGAUGCGGAAUCUCUGCGUGGCAAAAUCCUGUCUGCUGCGUUGGGCUCGGAAUCGCGACUGUCUACACUCUUCGCGGCGGCCCAGCAGCUGCUCGCCGAGAACGAUUUUCAAUGGCCCGGAUUCUACACGCGAGUGCUACGCUUUUUCCUCGAGCGUGGUGCCUAUGAAGAGGCAAUCCGCUGGGAUCGCAAGCUGGCUCCCAUCUUCCCAACCGGAGCCGAUGAAUUUGGCGCUUUACUAGCAACCUUUGUCAUCAAGCCUACGCCUGAAAUGCAAAGCACCUUGACGACGCUUUAUGUAUCCAGCGCCAACCGCCAACAAUACGACCACGUCAUACCGGCUCUCUUCGCCUCUGGGCAAUCGAAACUGGCCCGUACCUGGCGCAAGAAACUCAUCGUAUUCAAGGACUUUCCGUUGACAUCGAAUUGUCGACCUUUCCUACUGUUCCUUGCCAGCUACUAUCCGGAAAUCCAGCUCACGGAGAGCGAGCUUACGGUCGCUGAUCUCGACCGCCAAGAACUAGCUGAGGCUGACGAAGAGUCUUCUUUCGAGGUUGUUAGCAAGAGGGUCGAUACAAGGGGCUCCCACAGCGACGCACUUGUUGCGAGAUGGCUUGCCAGUACGUGGGCAUCCGUGGAAUUUGCCAUCAAUCUCAUCUAUAAGCUCGGGGUGCGAACAAUUGGCCCUCGGUCUCUGCAAGCCCUCGCGCUGCGGGACACGGAUGCCAAAGAAGUUUCGUCGCGUAUUGAUCAGAUCGAGAGGCUCGGCAUGAGAAUUUCACCUCACUCGUAUUGCAAGAUUCUGGUUUCAUUCGCGAGAAAUGGGUCAGAGGAGUUGUUGCACGACCUCAUCAAUUGCGACAUUCACCCUGAUGAAUUCGAAGACAUGGAUACCCGGCACUCCCUCAUGGCGGAGGCAGCGAGGACGGGAGACUGGAAGAUGGAGCGGCUACUUCAGGGUAUCGAAUGGGCAAUUGAAACUGGACCGACAUCUCGACGCCUCAACUCCCUCCUGCGGAACGAGGUCUCCAAUGGGAGCUUCACGAAAGCUAAACAAGUGCUUGACCGCAUGGAAGCUCUCAAGAUCAGCAUGGCCCAAGCCAGUGCAACAGGCCUCCUCAGGCGUGCAUUUUGGAAGCUCGAUAUUCAUCCCCCUCACCGAUCACGACCCUUACAUCCAGACCGCACGCACAGCGAUGUCGAUAAGCGUAUGCUGGAUCGAGCGCUCAGUGUCACUCGCCGCGUCUCUUGCCAUGAUGUCGCCAUUCCUACGAGGUACUGGACAAUGCUUCUCAAUAAUCUCGGCCGCUCCGGACGGCUUGAUGAGCUCGAGCAGCUGAGCUUGAAGAUCAUGCAGUUGUAUACCCCCCCUUACGGAGGGUUGGUGCCUGUGCACCGGGAAGACUUGCCAAAGCACUUCAACACGGAGGAGAAGGAAUAUAUACCGGCAGACUUGCCAUUUACGCACCACCACCAUCCUAUUCGGCUGAUCUUUGAUACUUCUCUGCAGCGCUCCAUUGUGAGAUGGGGAUUCGACCAAACUCUGGCGACCAAGCCCCGACCGUCAAUGUCUCUUACGCGACCCCCGACGGCAGGCUUUUCGCAGUUUGAUGUCGCCCGUGGGGUCCGUCUAUUGGCCGCGCUGCGAGAUCAAGGGGCCCUGAUUGAUACACAGGUGGUCCGCUCCAGCAUCAUCCUCCGCAUCGCCACCUCACUGGUCCCUGGGCGGCCUAGACAUCGAUCGAGAGACAGCGUUGAGUUUUCUGUAGAGCAUCUGGUGCGCCUGGCCGAGGAGGCAUGGGGCUCAGGAAUGUUUCCCGACGUGUCGGCAGCAAUUCGAGAAGUCGACCAACGGGUAUCAAAGCUAUGGACUCGAUAUCCGAGGCUAAUCGACAGGACUCUUGAUAAGACCGUCACGCAAGGCGAGGGACAAGACAGGCAACGAAUCACACUUGGAUAA
Messenger RNA from Trichoderma reesei QM6a, 2073 nucleotides. RefSeq lists its product as uncharacterized. The record is from RefSeq and is a predicted model, not a curated record. The transcript has a single exon. The annotation marks the transcript as partial. Gene Ontology annotation, molecular function: protein binding. Lineage: Eukaryota; Fungi; Ascomycota; Sordariomycetes; Hypocreales; Hypocreaceae.